Molecule: messenger RNA, 1018 nt
Organism: Sinocyclocheilus grahami
Lineage: Eukaryota; Metazoa; Chordata; Actinopteri; Cypriniformes; Cyprinidae
Product: sialic acid-binding Ig-like lectin 14
Exons: 6
Source: RefSeq, a predicted model, not a curated record
AUGGGUGUACUACGGUCAUGAGUUCUUCUCUACUGUCUUCACGUUAUUUGCGCAGGCGUGUUUGCUGAUGUUUGGAAGGCACAUGUAGAGCCUGAAAUGGAGGCUCUGGUCUCAUCUUGUGUCGUGUUGCCCUGUUCAUUCAAAUACCCUGGUCAAGAACAGCCCUCUGAUCGUAUAAGAGCUAUAUGGCACACGAAGGACAACUGGGAUGAUAUUAUUUUUCACAAAGACCCUACAAGGGUUAAAGACAGUUUCAAGGGUCGUACAAAACUGAUUGGUUCACUGGGUCGUUCCAACUGCUCCUUGGAGAUCGAUGAGGUCAAAAACCAUGACAACGGCCCGUAUUGUUUCAGGGUGGAAUUAGAAACAUCUCAAAAAGACAAGUACUCCUUUGUGAAAAACUGUGUGUCGAUUAAAAUGAUCGAGCAAGCAUCAAAACCAGAGCUGCAGGCUGAGCAGUCUGUGCCGGAGGGUGAACCUGCAGUCUUCAAGUGCUCUGUCCGGCACACCUGUCCGUCUUACCAGCCCACUCUCACCUGGAGCCACACUGGAAAAGCCACCAUAAACAUAAAGGACAUUCGUCAUGGAAACUGGGAAACAGAGUCUGUCCUGACCUUCGUCCCUCAAAAAGAGGAUGAUCACACCUCUAUCACAUGCACAGUCAAGCACCACGGGAAUGUCGAGGGCGAAAUGACAGCGACUCACCCUAUCUUUGUGAAAGAACAAGCAACUCUCAGCCACAUUCUCAUACCAGUCAUCUCUUGUCUUGGAUCUGCUCUUUUAUUUGGAUUACUGUGUUUCUUCAUUGUCAAGAAGAGAUACAAGUCCAGACCUGGAGAGUUUACAUCUCAAGGGGGACAGAAGGUAAUUACCAGGAAAACACUGGAAGAAGGCACACACUCCACAGUUGUGUUCAGGUGCCAGAGAACAGAGGCAAAUACUCAACAGCUUCUAAUGCAUUCUUCUGCAACAAACCAGGACAAAACAGAUCCUCUGGUGGUAAAAUAUUGAAUCUAUG